AUGGAUUUCCUAAAUGUUACUGAACAGAAUUAUACUUUGAAACAAAAUGAUACAUCAGAAGAACUUCCCACGUCCAAGGUUCUGAUUUCUCUUACACUUUCUGUGCUGGCUGUAAUGACAACUGUCAUCAACUCUCUGGUGAUGACUGCAAUCAUUGUGACACGGAAGCUUCAUCACCCUGCCAACUAUUUAAUCUGCUCCCUGGCCGUCACUGAUUUCCUGGUUGCCAUCCUGGUGAUGCCCUUCAGCAUUGUCUACAUUGUGAAGGAGACCUGGAUCAUGGGUCAGGUGAUGUGCGACAUUUGGCUCAGUGUUGACAUCACCUGCUGUACCUGUUCCAUCUUACAUCUGUCGGCGAUUGCUUUGGAUCGCUACCGAGCAAUCACAGAUGCUGUGGAAUAUGCCAGGAAGAGGACACCUAAGCAUGCUGGCAUCAUGAUUGCAAUUGUGUGGAUCAUUUCCAUCUUUAUCUCAAUGCCACCACUCUUUUGGCGGCACCAGGCAGCCAGCAGGGAUGAUGAAUGCAUCAUUAAGCACGAUCACAUUGCUUUCACUAUUUAUUCCACAUUUGGAGCCUUUUACAUCCCACUGGCAUUGAUUCUGAUCCUUUACUACAAAAUAUACAAGGCAGCCAAGACUUUCCAUAGAAGAAGCGUCAGCCGGGUUCUCAAAGAGGAAGUCAACGGACAGGGUCUCUUGGAAGCAGGUGAAAAAAGCUGUAGGCUAACUUCAUCUGCAUCAUGCACAAAAGAUGGUACAACCAACCCUUCAGCAGAUUCUGAUAGAAUCCACAUCUCACUCCGAAGCCCCACCUCUGAGUCCAAGAAUGAGAAAGGCUGGAGGAGGCAACGGAUUUCUACCACAAGAGAGCGAAAGGCAGCAACUACCCUUGGCUUAAUUUUAGGUGCCUUUGUCAUCUGCUGGCUGCCCUUCUUUGUAAAGGAAGUGGUUGUUAAUACCUGUGAAAGUUGUCAAAUUUCACCAGAAAUGUCUAAUUUUCUGGCAUGGUUGGGAUAUAUCAACUCUCUUGUUAACCCAUUGAUUUAUACAAUCUUCAAUGAAGACUUCAAGAAAGCUUUCCAGAAACUUAUCCGAUGCAGGAGCUAUCUCUGA
This is a messenger RNA of Gekko japonicus, 1113 nucleotides long. RefSeq names its product 5-hydroxytryptamine (serotonin) receptor 1F, G protein-coupled (gene HTR1F). NCBI's taxonomy places the organism in Eukaryota, Metazoa, Chordata, Lepidosauria, Squamata, Gekkonidae. The record is from RefSeq and is a predicted model, not a curated record. The transcript has a single exon. Gene Ontology annotation, biological process: adenylate cyclase-activating adrenergic receptor signaling pathway. Gene Ontology annotation, cellular component: plasma membrane. Bases 1 to 1113 code for a protein of 370 amino acids. Gene Ontology annotation, molecular function: G protein-coupled serotonin receptor activity.